UGUACCAGUAAAAAGUGUCGUUUUUUUCCUAUUUAACAACAGUUUAUCCAGUGUAUUAUUAUUUUGUUUUGUUAUCUCCUUUAUCCAUUUACUUUUUCAACCGUGACAUUACACAGAAAAAGGUAAAGGAACUUCAAGAUACGUUCCUGCGUAGAAUUAUAAACUAUAGUUUAUUCGAAAGUUUUCCUGUAUACUGACAAGUGUACGAUAAAUAGUGCUGUUGAGAACGGUGAAUUAAUUAUUCGCAUACAUUUUUAUGUAACGGUUAUGAAUUGAUUUCGAAUAAUUAUAAAUAGUAGAAAGUUUAAAGAUGUGCAAAACAUGCAACUUAUUGUGAACAGGAAAUCUUUGAAACUUGGAAGGUUGUAUCGUUUGUCAAAGUUUCAAUAACACGAAUCUUGUAUGGACUGUGAAGCAGUGCAAAAUGUCUUUUUUACGUGGCUCCGCAAAUUUUGUUUGGUGUACGACUAGUGUUCUUGGCAAAGGUGCGACUGGUGCCGUUUUUCAAGGUGUAAAUAAAAGUAAUGGGGAACCUGUCGCGGUUAAGACAUUCAAUCAGCUGAGUCACAUGCGUCCACAUGACGUACAAAUGCGAGAAUUUGAAGUCCUUAAGAAAGUAAAUCAUGAAAAUAUUGUUCAAUUGUUGGCCAUCGAGGAGGAGCAAGAUGGUCGUGGAACUGUUAUUGUUAUGGAACUUUCCACGGGGGGCAGCCUUUUCAGUAUUCUAGACGAUCCAGAAAAUACUUACGGACUGGCAGAAAGCGAGUUCUUGUUAGUCUUGGAACAUGUAACUGCUGGAAUGAAACAUUUACGUGAUAAUAAUUUAAUACAUAGAGACUUAAAGCCAGGUAACAUAAUGAAAUUUAUUGCUGAUGAUGGCACUACAAUUUAUAAGCUUACCGACUUUGGCGCUGCCAGAGAAUUACAAGAAGAUCAACAAUUUGUAUCUCUUUAUGGUACAGAAGAAUAUUUGCACCCAGAUAUAUAUGAGCGGGCAGUUUUACGUAAACCAGUUGGGAAAAUGUUUGGAGCAACUGUGGAUUUGUGGUCUAUAGGUGUCACAUUGUAUCAUGUAGCUACUGGAAAUUUACCAUUUAGACCAUUUGGUGGACGUAGGAAUAAAAGGACAAUGUUUUAUAUUACUACAAACAAAGCCUCUGGUGUUAUAUCAGGUGUACAAACUUCAGAUAAUGGACCAAUUGAUUGGAGCAGAGAAUUACCACAAAACUGUCAAUUGAGUGUUGGUUUAAAAAAAAUUGUUACUCCAUUAUUAGCUGGUUUAAUAGAAGUGGAUCCUCAGAAAAUAUGGAGCUUUGAAAAAUUUUUUGCAGAGGUUACAGACAUUCUUUCCAGGAAACGUGUACAUAUCUUCAAUGUACAUAAAGGAAGUGUAAUCAAAGUUUUCUUGCAUCCUGAAGAAAAAUUGAUGGCACUUCAAGUACAUAUUCAAAAUCAAACUGGCAUUGCUCCAGAUGCCCAGAUACUUCUUUGUGGUGAUACAUUUUUGACAAACAUUAUCGAAGAAUCUACUCCUGGGAAAGGUUACCCUAAUACAUCUCAAGACAAACCAUUGAUGUUAUUUUCCAAGGAAAAUAAUAAUGUCAUUUUGCCAGUGGAUGCAGAAUUACCUAAAUUUCCAGUGUUUGCAAAUUUGGUGUCCGUAGAAAAUGAUGCAAGUCAAGCAAAAGUGGCUUGUUCGGUUGGAUAUGUGUAUAAAAGAAGAAUUGACAAACUGGUAUUGUGUAGUAAGUUAUCGCGAGAUGCGAUAGAAGCUUUCAGUGGACUUGUUUCAACGGAACUUACAAGAUUGUUAGAGAAAUGCCAGCAUUCCAAAGAGUUCACAAAAGCUGUAGAAGAUACAGUAAUAGCAGUAGAAAGAAGUGAAAAUCUUGCUCAACAAAUUUCUAGAAAGUUAAAUCAUCAAAAUAGUUUAGAAAUAAAAAAUUGGAAAAAGGAACUAGAUACGAAGAGUAAAGAACUUCUAACUGAACUAUCCCCUGCAGUAAUACAGCUUCACCAGAGGUAUGUAAAAGAAGGUAGUUUACGCGCCGAAUGGGAUAAUAUUAUUCAAGGAUUAUGGUGCCCAUGGGCCAAUAAAGCAACUCAAAAAGCAACAACGUUGGUCGAUCGUUUACGGGAUGGUUGGCAACAUCUAUUAAGAGACAGAGCCACACGCAGCCUCACGUAUAAUGAUGAGCAAUUUCAUGUUCUAGAGCGAAUAAAGGUUACAGAAACAAGUCAGAGAAUAAAGGAUCUCCUUGAAACGUUUUGCACACCUUCAAUGAUAAAUCAUUCUGAAUGUGUUGCUGACUGGUACAAAAUGGCGCAAACCGUCUUCCUACAAACUCAAAUUUUGGAUAAAGAUGUAGACAAUUACGAACGUAUAUUAGAAACAUAUUCAUAUCGCUUAUCGCACGAAAGUAAAGAACGAUACGAGAACUUUUUACAUUUAAUAGACAGGCUACCGGGUAAAUUAAAAACUAUUGAAAAAACUAAUUUACCUGCUCAAGAAAGUACAAAAGCAUGGAAAAAUAUUUGCGUUGCGCAAGAAGGCAUUGCAAUGAUUUUAUAUAAAAAUGGACGGCUUAUAGAUCAGCUUAAUCGUUUGUCAACGCUUGAUGAUUUAGAGGAUACAGACGAUUCCGAGUACACGUCCCUUUAGCAAUUUAUCUUUUAAUUUAUUUUUUUUUUACAUUUAUGAGAGGAAGACUGACAACGUUUAUAGUAAAAGAAAACUGAUGAACGCGAAUAACGUAGAGUGUACUUUAAAGUUUUAAACGGAAGAUUUCCUUCUAAACAUUGCAAUCAUAUCUUUCGUAACAUUAUCUAUUAUUUUUAGCAUUACCUACAAUUAGUAUUUCCUUCGUGACACUUUUUUUUUAAGUGACAAUAUUUAUUUAGACAAUUUAUAGGAUAGAAGAAGCGUGAUUCAUUUUUUUCGGGAUAGGUAAAAAAUGUCCUAUAAAUAUUUAUGUAUUGUAAAUAGCGAUAUAUUUUAUGCGCGUAAGUUGUUUCUCUGUAUUUGUAAUAUAUAUACAAUGUUGGUAAAUGUA
Molecule: messenger RNA, 3053 nt
Organism: Hylaeus anthracinus
Lineage: Eukaryota; Metazoa; Arthropoda; Insecta; Hymenoptera; Colletidae
Gene: IKKepsilon
Product: serine/threonine-protein kinase TBK1
Exons: 4
Coding region: 425-2662 (745 amino acids)
Biological process (GO): peptidyl-serine phosphorylation
Cellular component (GO): cytoplasm
Molecular function (GO): protein serine/threonine kinase activity; ATP binding
Source: RefSeq, a predicted model, not a curated record